This is a messenger RNA of Nematocida parisii ERTm1, 3203 nucleotides long. RefSeq lists its product as uncharacterized. Gene Ontology annotation, molecular function: ATP binding; ATP hydrolysis activity. Bases 20 to 3034 code for a protein of 1004 amino acids. The transcript has a single exon. NCBI's taxonomy places the organism in Eukaryota, Fungi, Microsporidia. Gene Ontology annotation, biological process: double-strand break repair via homologous recombination. Gene Ontology annotation, cellular component: Smc5-Smc6 complex. The record is from RefSeq and is a predicted model, not a curated record.
UGCAGAAAUAUUUUUGCGCAUGGGAAAUACUUUCUUGCAUUCACUGAGUCUAACCAACUUUCAGAAAUAUGCAAAUACCACAUUUGUCUUUUCUCCAAAUGGAAAUUUGAUAACCGGACUGAAUGGUUCUGGAAAAAGCACGAUUGCAUCGGCAAUUGCGCUUACACUAGGAGGAACAAGUAAAACACUGGGAAAGUCUUUGGGUGUGAAUGAGCUUAUAAAGUAUGGAGAAGUAAAAGCAGUCUGUGAGCUAGUUAUAAGAACAGGCCAUAGAAGUGAAGUGUCAAAAAUAGUAAAAAUCAACGGAAAGGAAAGGAUGAUUGAUAUAAGCAUAUCUCGAACAAUCACAGCAGCUGGCUCCACAUAUAAGAUAAACAAUCUGCCUGCUACACUAAACCAGGUAAAAGAAAUAACAGAAUGUUUAAACAUACAAAUAAAUAACUUAGGACAGUUUCUGCCACAGGAUAAAGUCACCGAGUUUUCCACCCUUACAGAAGAAGAGCAACUAGAGACAACGUUAAUGGCAUGCAACCCAGAAUUGUUAGAGAAGAAACGAGAGUUAGAAGAGAUUGUGGACAAUGUAGUUGGGUAUAGGCAGAAACUGCAGAAGGAGCUAAUGCAGCAGACAGAACUAAAAAAGAAAAUGGAUGUGUUGGAAGAGGAGCAAGCAAAAUUAAAAGAAUUUUUAGACAGAAAAGAGCACAUCAGUCUAUUGCAGGGAAAAAUAAAAUGGGUAGAGUACCAGACUAUAAAAAAUCAAAGAGAUCAGUUAAAGACCAAACUUAAAAAGGAAGAAGCGGUUUAUCAAGAGCACCAAAGUAGGAUUGAAUGCCUAGAAAAAGAAUGUGCGAAGGAAACAGAGCAAAUAGAUAAGAUUAAAAGAGACAUAGAGAGCGGUAUAAAUAUAUCUGGGUUUGUUCAGUGUGUAGAGGAAAUACAAAGGUCUGAAGCCCGGGAGAAAUUUAAAAAAGAAGAAUUAGAGGUGCUCAGGAAUAGGGAAGCCCGUCUUGCUCGGGAAAAACUUGAAAUGCCCCAACCAAGCGGAGUAAAACAGAUGCAGCCACCAAAGAAAAAGCUAACUGAACAUUUGCAGGCAGAGUAUUCUUCGUUAGAAGAAGAGUGCAAAAAUAGCAAGAUUGAAGACAGCACAUGGCAAGUAGAGUCGGCGUUAAAAGCAUCUGAAAUAAGAAACAUCGAAGUAGAGCUUAGAAGAGAAAGUGAAGUAGAGGGAAGAUUAAUGGAAGCCUUGAAAUCACUGCACAGAGAUACAUACACUGUUGUAGAAAUGUUGAAAAGGAGCGACAAGAAGUGGGAAGUAGACCUUCCGGCAAUUCUAACCAUGAAAAUAACUAGAGAAGAGUAUACUGAAGAGAUUUCCAGCCAGCUGAAUGUUCAUGCGCUUACAUGCUUUGUCUGCCACACUAAGGAAUCCUUCCAUGAAUUUAUUCAAGAAUUUAAAGAACGAAACAAUCUUGCUAUAAAUGUUGUGCAAAAGCAGCAAAGUGAUAUAGUUUCAUCGCAGGCAUCAGCAGGAAGUGAAUUUGUGCAGUUUGACGAUAAGUACAAGAUGACAUAUUUAUCGGACUGUAUAGAUGCACCUUCCGCGGUAAAAGAGUUUCUGAACAUUUUCUCAAAGCUUUCCCGCAUUCCUGUAACAAAACUCUCAUUAGCAGAUGAGUAUGAGUUUUUUAACAGAUAUAAGAAAAUUAGUCGGAUCAUAUCUAACAAAAAGGUGGUUGAGAUAAGAAGGUCGCAUUAUACUAAAGAUGAAACACUCACUAUAUAUCCAAUACAAAAGGGUAUAGACAUACUAACCAAGCCAUACGAUAGCUUGGAGAAAAAAGAAGCACUAAACAGGUUAAUUGCAGAGCGGGAAAAAAGAACAGAGCAUCGGCAGAAUGUUCUGAAAAAGCGAGAACUAAUUGAAAAACGAUUAAAAGAAUUAAAGCAGAUUAAAGAAACCGACGUGAAUGAGCAGGAAAAGUACGAAAGAAUGCAAAGAGCACUGCAAGCAUACAAAGAGCGCACAGAGGAAAUAACAAAAGAGCGUGAGGAAAUCAAAAACAAAAUAAAAUGCACAGAAGAUGACAUAAAAAUCAUAAAAAAAGAAGAAGUUCUUAAAUGGAAGAAUCUGCAACUGGCUGCUCUAUUUAAAACAGUUGAAGAAUUAUCAGAGAAAUCUAAGGCAAUGAAAUCGCAAUAUGAAAAUCUGCAAAGAAUACAAGCAGAAGUGCUUGGGGAAAAACAGAUUUUAAAGGAACACCACACUGUGAUUUUAAAGCUUAAUCAGGAGAUUUCAGAAUUAAAACAUCAGGCAAUCAUGAAGCAGGCAGAAGCCGAUUCUACAUACCAUGUGUCCAAGGAAAAUGAUCAGUCAAAAAAAGAAAAGCUCAAAGCACUUCCCUCCUGUAUAAAAACACUCACAACAAUGCUUGCUCAGGAAAAAGCUAAGGUAGAGCUUAGCAUAGUGGAUUAUUCUGCAAUAGAAGAGUAUGAGGCGUGCAAGUCGCAAUUUCUACAAAUGGAAAAGUUUCUUAGAAAAGAAGAGGCCGAUAAGGAAAAGUACGAAAUAACAAAACAUGAAAAAGAAUCUAAUCUAAAGGAAGAAUUGGAUCAGAUAAUUUCGUGUAUAGAUAAGAAUGCAUCGGCUCUUUUCUCUUCUGCUGGAAUAGGAUCUGAAAUAAGUAUUGAAUACAACGAGCUACCCCGCAGGUGGAAACUUGUUCUAAAAGUAAGAUUUAGAGCAGAAGGAAAGUUAGAAAUCCUCUCAGCAGGAAGACAUAGCGGCGGGGAGAAGGCAGUUUCUAUUAUUCUGUAUCUUUUAUCCAUUCAAAGAUUGUCAAAUGCCCCCUUUCUACUAGUAGAUGAAAUAAACCAAGGAAUGGAUGCUGGCCACGAAAGAACAAUACACAGCAUGCUAGUUGGAAACAGAUCCAUAAGUGAGAAACAAUCUAUUGUAAUCACGCCAAAACUAAUUUCUGAGCUAGAUUACGCGCCAACCACAAAAGUACAUGUAGUUAUUGAAACCCAAUAGACUAAAAAAUCACCAUAAGACAUUAAUUAAUAAAGGGUUUCCCCUGUACUUCUCAAAACAAAAUGCCGUCCUUGCGCAGGGGCAUGCUGAUCAUCUCAGUUAUGUAUUGAAGAGGGGGCGCUAAUAGUCCCGGGGAUAUAAAAAUAAAAUAAAUAUUAUACAUAAGAAC